This is a messenger RNA of Oldenlandia corymbosa var. corymbosa, 1892 nucleotides long. The record is from the annotation of a GenBank genome assembly. Lineage: Eukaryota; Viridiplantae; Streptophyta; Magnoliopsida; Gentianales; Rubiaceae.
UAGGUAUAUGUUCAGUUGUUCAUGGUCCAGAAGGAGUUUUAAAUAAAUAGUAGUAUAAAGAUUAUGUUCUUGUCAUAUUAGGCCUUACUUUAUUCAGCUUGGUUGGUCAUUAAUUACGCCUAUUAUUAGUUUAUCUGUCAGACGUAGUGUCCGUUUGUGAACUUACAUUCCCAUGUAAUCUUCUGGAUAAAAUAAACUUGAUGGAAAAAUUUGUUCUUACGUUUGUUGAUUUUGUUUUUCUUUUGGCCAGAAAUGAUUCUUUGACCAAACUACUGUCUGCUUGGUUUGUUUUGUUGCAGUUGAUGGUUGCUUACUUUGUACUAUGUUGUGUCAUGAGAUAUUAUUGAAUUUGAUCACACAACUGUCAUUGAGAUUGCAUUAUACUCUUUUGAUUUUAGGAAAAUAAUUUACUUUGUUGAACUAAAUAAGUAUUGUUGUAUUGUGCACUUUGUUGUUUAAAGUCUUUGAGAUCUUGUCAAAAUUUUCAACACGUUCAUUUAUGAAAGAUAAGUCUUACUGUUUACUUUUGACAAAAUGCAACCUUCCACAUCCGCGUUUAAUUCUUUGAAGGUGCACAAUGUCUUCCUUCUCAGUUUUAUCCUCUUUGUAAUCUCUGACCAUAUAUUAGACAAGCUACUAAAGUGAAAAAAAAAUAAAAAUUUGCUCAGUCAUGUUAAUUAAUCUUGUAAGCUGUAUCAUCUCAGAUAAAAGCUCCAAAAGCCACCCCAAUUUUGUUUGAAAAGUUUUUUUCUUCUCAAUCUCAAACUUCUGUUUGGCAUUUUACUACUGGUGAGGUACAUCUAAAACAUGAUUGAUUAGCUAAUGAUUAAUAGUGCCCGGAGAACCAGCUGGUCUUGCAGUUUAUGUCAUUGUCAAUCUAUCUCCUGGUUAUCUGCAACAGGCUUGUAGUGGUUGAAGAAUUUGCUGGCAUGUAGGCCUUUCAUGCUAUUAUUAUAAGAAUGUCUUUUUUGGACCUGUUUCACAUUGUAUGAUGAGAACUGAAUAAUCAUGAGUACAGAACACUCGUAAUAUUAAAUAAUUAUCAUUUUUUUUUUUUAGUUUCUUGGACAUUCGGUGAGACGGAAAUACUGUAGUUUUUUUUCAUGUCUUACUACGUGUGCUAAUUCUCUUUUGCUGUUUUGUGCUAUAGGGAAUAAAAGUGAUUGUUGGAAUGAUGAUGCAACAGAAGCGAUGUCCGAUCUCUUUUGACCAAACCAGUCUUACAUCUUUAAGACCAAAGCGACACAAGGCCGAGAUAUCUGUUGUUUCCAAGAAAGAGAAGGUUGGGGAACGAAUCACCGCACUUCAGCAACUGGUCUCGCCAUUUGGGAAGACAGACACAGCCUCUGUCCUCCUAGAAGCAAUGGAGUACAUCAGGUUUCUCCAAGAACAGGUUAAGGUGUUGAGUGCUCCAUAUCUCUGCAAUACAACUUCUACUACAGAGGACCUAGAGCCAUACAGCCUUAGAAAGAAGGGAUUAUGCCUUGUUCCACUAUCAAGUACUGUUGGGGUUGCUAGCAGUAAUGGUGCAGAUAUCUGGGCGCCGAUCAAGACGACUUCCCAGAAAUUCUACGAUCAAUAAAUGCUAAAAGAAAAAGUCGGUGCAGUUGGAAUCAGGGUUUGAAAUCGAAUAAGAAGCCAUGGAGGCAUAGAGGGUGGGAACCAGUUCAAGUUUUAAGGCAGGACACAAUUUUGUCAUGCAAGUAGAGAACCUUGGGUUCUAUAUAUGUACUAGUUUGUCUAGGCUGAAGAAAUUGAUGAAGGAAUCAUUAAUUUAUGUGAUAAUAGCUGCUAGCCAGUAUGUAAAUUUGAUGUUAACAUUGUGUUAGGCCAUGAACUGGAGAUUAUUAAUGAUGGUACUAAUUUGUUUAUGAAGUGCUAAAUUCACCUCC